AUGGAGACGGACCCCGACCAAACCCAAGUGCGGGCUUCAGGAGAAGGCUGUGAUUUCACGUACGAUACCGAGGACUUGCGCUCCGGGGAGUCACAGUCUCUCAAAGAGACGGUACCUCCUGCAAAGGGAGCCGUCAAUAGAGGGAUAGUCAGCAAGGCAUUAUGGAAUGCUUGGUGGCUAGAGGUCUUCAGCAGUCUGCUUGGGCUUGGCUGUCUGCUGGCCAUUGUCAUCGUCUUAUCACUCUACAAUGAGCGACCUCUACCCGACUGGCCAGAUCUGAUAUCAGUCAAUUCUCUAAUUGCAAUAUUCACCGCCAUAUUCAAAGCUUCGCUUAUCCUACCAGUGGCAGAGGGAAUAGGGCAGUUGAAAUGGACCUGGUAUCAUCGACCGCAGAGGUUAGAUGAUAUCGUUCUGUUUGAUAACGCUACUCGUGGCCCUUGGGGUUGCCUACUCUUUAUCAUCAAGCAGUUGCCACGGCCGCAAAAGGCGUACCUGGCUGGACUUGGUGCUUUUAUCACUAUCGCAGCCUUAGCAGUCGACCCGAUCUCUCAGGCUAUGAUCGAGCAUAGAGGAUGUGCUCCUUCCAGGCAGCCUACAGUAACCGAGGUGGCUGAGGUCCCCAGAACAAACCUCUAUAUGGCCGGGAGAGGAGUUGUCACGAUUCCAAAAGCAACCUUGGACUAUCCUAUGGAGGUAGCUCUUACGAACGGACUCACUAAACAAGAGGAGACGGAAGCUCUUGUCCAGUUCAACUGCAGCACCGGCAACUGCACCUUCAAAGAAGAGGGCAAAGACUACUACUUUUCGUCACUGGCUAUGUGUUACUCAUGUCAGAAUGUUACCGACGAAAUCAACCUCAACAAAACAGAGUCCAAAGGAACGACACUGGGCCGCAAAUGGAGCUUACCUUCUGACCCUGGACUUCGAGUUUCUGAUUCAACUUUCAGCGCGAAGCUAGCAGCCGCAGCCGUCGGAUCCGAGUUCUUCGACAAGGGCGACACACCGUUCUUCGGUUUCGAUACACUGAUGCUCACCAACCCUCAUUGCGAAGCCCCUGACAAUGGAUGUUCGUUAGAUUCGCCUAACAACAAGGCGAUUGCUUCGCGAUGCAGACUCGACCUGUGCGUGAAGAGAUACUCUGGCGAAGUUCGAAAUGGGGUGUACUCAGAGAAGGAAGACUCUGAAAUCAUGCGACUGUCUCAAAACUUCCGCGUCGAGGUCACAUCAGUUGUGCCCCAGAUCGCCUGGGCCCUUGUGACCAACACCAGCCUGGUCGAUGGCCUGGAAGUACAGUGUGCCAAGACAAUGGGAGCGGACGACAUGGAAUCGCCAACGCAGCCAAACUGGUCCUCGUACUCGAAGGAAUGUAUGUGGGGGAUGGAAAUGAUGGCCGCGGAGGGGAUCCAAGGCAUACUGUCGGACCUCCUCAUGGGAACCGUCAACAGCACCGAGGUCCCAGUCCUCAGCUUGGUAUCCGGCCCAGUAUGGAUGAAACAAAUAUACGCAGAUGGCUUCGGAAACUUGGAGAGGGUAGAGAACAUGGUUCGCGGACUGGCAAACUCAAUCACGGCCGCCAUCCGGAACAGACCGUACGCCGGAUCCAGAAACAGAGACGCCCCGGCCGACCUUCCACACAACCUCCGAAUGGCGAGUGGGAGAACGAGUAGCGCGCAGACGUGUGUCUACCUACACUGGGGAUGGAUCGCGUAUCCGGCCUCGCUGCUUCUCCUGCAGUGGAUAUUUCUGGUGUGGGUGCAAAUCAGUCAAAAGCUGACUCGCCCGAACGAUUGGGAACAGACGAUGACUUGGAGGUCCUCGCCUCUCGCACUCUUAUAUCAUGGCCUGGAUGAUGAUUUGCGCUGCAAGGCUAGGGAACGGGGAACAGUCAGUGAAAUGGCCAAGAUGGCGAAGGACGUGAACGUACAGUUGGGACCUGUGAAUGACGCGAAGAACAAAGAUUGGAGACUAUGCGAAGUCUAG
Messenger RNA from Colletotrichum karsti, 1980 nucleotides. RefSeq lists its product as uncharacterized. Lineage: Eukaryota; Fungi; Ascomycota; Sordariomycetes; Glomerellales; Glomerellaceae. The record is from RefSeq and is a predicted model, not a curated record. The coding region runs from base 1 to 1980 and encodes 659 amino acids. The transcript has 3 exons.